AUGCGGCAUUUAUUAGUUGCAGUUUGUCUCCUCCUGGGUUUUGCCAACUCUCGCAGCUUGUCAUCUUCCUGCAUCUGGUCACAGGAUAUAAUCAACCACAUUAACAAAUUAAAUACUACAUGGAAGGCUGGACAAAACUUUUACAAUGCGGAUCAGAGUUAUUUGAAGUGUCUGUGUGGUACAAUUCUGCAUGGUCCAAAAUUGCCUUUAAAGACUUCCUAUUCUGGAAAAGUGAAGCUUCCUGAUAACUUUCAUUCACAAACUCAGUGGCCCAAUUGUUCAACAAUCCAAGAGAUCCAGGAUCAUGGAUAUUGUGGCUCAUGUUGGGCAUUUAGUGCUGUAGAGUCCAUAUCUGACCGUGUCUGCAUCCACUCUGGGGGAAAGAAAAAUGUGGAGGCAUCUGUUGAUCUGCUUUCAUGCUGCGGCUUUGAGUGUGGAAUGGGAUGCAAUGGUGGCAAUCCAUCGGGUGCGUGGCAGUACUGGACUGUAAGUGGCUUGGUGUCUGGGAGGCUGUAUGGUUCUGGCAUAGGUUGCAGGCCAUAUACUAUUCCUCCCUGUGAACAUCACGUGAAUGGUUCAUGGCCACCAUGUUCUGGAGAAGGAGGUGACACACCACCCUGUGUGAAAAUGUGUGAUGCUGGUUAUACUCCUUCAUAUGAAAAGGACAAGAUUUACAGUGAAUCUGCCUAUAGUGUCCCUUCCUCUCCUUAA
Messenger RNA from Protopterus annectens (West African lungfish), 711 nucleotides. RefSeq names its product cathepsin B-like. Gene Ontology annotation, biological process: regulation of catalytic activity. Gene Ontology annotation, cellular component: lysosome. The transcript has a single exon. The coding region runs from base 1 to 711 and encodes 236 amino acids. Gene Ontology annotation, molecular function: cysteine-type endopeptidase activity. NCBI's taxonomy places the organism in Eukaryota, Metazoa, Chordata, Ceratodontiformes, Protopteridae. The record is from RefSeq and is a predicted model, not a curated record.